AUAUAGGUGGUGCCAAGGGAGGCCCUGACGCUGCAACAUAGCCCCUGCCAUCACUCCACAUGGCUGCAAGAGCACUGGUGCCGGCUGUCCUCCCGCUUCUCCUUCUGGUUGUCGCUACCAGCGCCUACGGCGGCGCCCAUGGUCGGCGGCCGAUAAGCCGGAGGAGCUUCCCCAAGGGCUUCCUCUUUGGGACGGCCACCUCGUCCUAUCAGUAUGAGGGUGGUGCAAUGGAGGGGGGCAGGGGACCAAGCAUCUGGGACAACUUCACUCACCAGCACCCAGAUAAAAUCGCCGAUAGAAGCAAUGGGGAUGUGGCAGUGGACUCCUACCAUCUUUACAAGGAAGAUGUGCGCCUCAUGAAGGAUAUGGGAAUGGACGCAUACAGGUUUUCCAUCUCAUGGACAAGAAUUCUUCCAGAUGGAACUCUCAAAGGUGGAGUCAACCGAGAAGGCAUCAAGUAUUACAACAACUUGAUCGAUGAGCUGCUGUCCAAAGGGGUGCAGCCAUUUGUGACCCUUUUUCACUGGGACUCUCCACAGGGAUUGGAAGACAAAUAUGGAGGAUUUCUUAGCCCUAAUAUCAUAAAUGACUACAAAGAUUAUGCUGAAGUCUGCUUCAGAGAAUUCGGAGAUCGGGUGAAGCACUGGAUCACGUUCAACGAGCCCUGGUCCUUCUGCGUCACGGGUUAUGAAAGGGGUGUAUUUGCGCCGGGCCGGUGUUCGCCUUGGGAGAAGGCAAACUGCAGCGCCGGAGAUUCAGGAAGGGAGCCGUACACUGCAGCCCACCAUCAGAUACUCGCUCAUGCAGCAGCAGCUAGAUUGUAUAAACAGAAAUAUAAGGCCGAGCAGAAGGGGAAGAUCGGAAUAAGUUUGGUGUCAAACUGGUUCACUCCCUUGUCCCGUUCAAAAUCAAGCGUCGUCGCGACGAGACGCGCCAUCGAAUUCAUGCUUGGAUGGUUUUUGGACCCGCUCGCCAGAGGAGACUACCCCGAGAGUAUGAAAGAAUUAGUAGGAAACCGUCUGCCGCAGUUCACCAAAAAACAGUCUGAAUUGGUGAAGGAUUCAUUCGACUUCAUUGGAAUCAACUACUAUACUACAAACUACGCGGGUAGCCUUCCUCUAUCAAAUGGCCUGAGGAACAGCUACUCUACCGAUGCUCAAGCAAAUCUUACCGGUGUUCGAAAUGGUGUCCCCAUAGGUCCUCAGGCUGCUUCACCUUGGCUCUAUGUCUACCCUAAAGGGUUCCGUGAUCUUCUACUUUAUCUCAAGGAGAAGUACCGCAAUCCGAUCGUCUACAUCACUGAAAACGGUGUCGAUGAAGCCAACAACAAGAGCCUACCACUCGAGGAAGCCCUCAAGGACGAUGCCAGGAUAGAGUACCACCACAUGCACCUUGAUGCCCUGCUGAGUACGAUCAGGGACGGGGCGAACGUGAAGGGGUACUUCGCGUGGUCGCUGUUAGACAACUUCGAGUGGGCGAGCGGGUACACGGUGCGCUUCGGGUUACACUUUGUGGAUUAUAACCAUGGUCGGAAGCGGUACCCCAAGCGCUCCGCCGGCUGGUUCAAAAGGUUCCUCAAGAGAUGAUUUCAGAAAUCAACUAGAAACCAGCGAGAAAUUAUGGAUGCAUUGUAUUUGGGGUUUACUUCAGUACCCGUUUUAGUUGAAACAUUGGUGGAGAUUAAAACAUAUCCCUUCAUAUGUGAGAGGCCUGUUUGGAAUAAAGGAAUUUCGCAGGAA
Molecule: messenger RNA, 1739 nt
Organism: Aegilops tauschii subsp. strangulata
Lineage: Eukaryota; Viridiplantae; Streptophyta; Magnoliopsida; Poales; Poaceae
Product: beta-glucosidase 12
Biological process (GO): carbohydrate metabolic process
Molecular function (GO): beta-glucosidase activity
Source: RefSeq, a predicted model, not a curated record